AUAAAUUUUAAAUAUAUACAUAUCAUUACUUUUAAAUUCAUAAAAUAUACUAUUGUAUUUUAUUUAAUAUAAUGACUUAUUAUUGUGAUACUGAAAACCAAGAAUUAAUCAGACACAAACACCUAGAACCAUAUUCAUUAAAUGUUAAUGCUAAAAAUCAGUCAGAAAAUGAUGACUUAGAUAAAAUUCCUGACCAUAAAAUACAUGAAACCAAGAGAAAACUUUUCUUAAUCCCUGAUCACAUUUCUUCAUUAGAAUGUGAUGGAAUUAUCAAAUAUAAUUGUAAUGUAUGCAAAAAAACUUUCAAGUCCAAAAAAAAUUGCUUCUAUCACUUGACAUGCAAUGGAGAUAGAACGAAAAAACAAUUGUUUUGCAAUAAAUGCAAUAAAUCAUUUAAAAUACAAUCACAUUUAGAUUAUCAUAUGUUAACUCAUACAGGAGAAAGACCAUUUAAAUGUGUACAUUGUGAAAAAUGUUUUUUUACUAAAUCUAAAAUGAUUGAACAUAAAAUAGUACAUGCAGCUUAUUCUCAUUUUUGUGCAUUAUGCACUAAAGGUUUCAAAAGAAAACGGUCCUUGGAAGUUCAUAUGAAAUCACAUGUUGUUGAAAAACCAUUCCAAUGUGCUACUUGUUCAACAUUUUUUAAAAACAAACAAUGCUUAAAAAAACAUCAUAUUAGGAAACAUUCUGGAACUAAAGAAUUUUCAUGUGAUAUUUGUAAACGAAAAUUUAGCUUGAAAGAUGCAUUGGUUUCACAUAAAAAGAUACAUAUACGUUCAACUCAAUUUUCAUGUUAUUUAUGUAAUCAAUUAUUUAGAGAAAAACGUUAUUUACAAAGACAUCUAGGAACUCACAAUAAAAAGAAUAUUCUGAACUGUCCAAUGUGUAUGAAGGAAUUCACGCGUAAAGAUAAUUUAGACAGACAUGUAAGGAACACGCAUUUAGAAUUUGAAAAUAUCAAUAUCAAUGAAAAUAUUAUCCGUGCGUCUGUUAUUAAAGUCGUUAAAAAGGUUGAAUCAUGUCCUGUUCAAGUCAUUCGUCAUACUUAAUCAUCUAUUCAAUGUACAAUAUUGUUAUUUUUAACUAAUGAUCCAAUUUUAUAGAUUUUCUUUAAAAAAAAAAACUAAUGUUAGUUGUACAAUAUAUUACCACCUUAGUAACUAUUAUGUGUUGUCUACCUCAAUUUUAUUUUUUUCGUGUAAUGUAAUUAUAUUUACU
Sipha flava (yellow sugarcane aphid) is the source of this 1218-nucleotide messenger RNA. RefSeq names its product gastrula zinc finger protein XlCGF8.2DB-like. The coding region runs from base 72 to 1049 and encodes 325 amino acids. NCBI's taxonomy places the organism in Eukaryota, Metazoa, Arthropoda, Insecta, Hemiptera, Aphididae. The record is from RefSeq and is a predicted model, not a curated record. The transcript has 6 exons.